AUGCUUGGAAUGCGCCUCAUCCCCAAUGGAAACUCCCAGCUAACGAUGGACGAGGUGGAUGGCCAAAACGCCCCCGUCCUCAAUUUGGAGCUCAAGCUGCAACUCCCUGUGUUGAACCUCCUGGAGGUGUUGGGCCAGAACUUCAUCCCGGCUGUGCUUGACCCGCAGACGGUUUGCGGCAACGCAGAGGACCAAAGCGCGAAAGUUGUGGCUGAUAAGCCCGAUCAGUCCGAGGGCAGACCCGCCUCAUCCGACCCAGACGACCUCUCGGACGGUCUCGACAACUCUCCGGCCGAAGCGAACCCACUCUGGAACGACGACGACAGCCAGGAUGUCGCGAAGAUUUGGGAAGGCGAACAGCCACAGGUACAUGCAGACAUGGCUGGCUGGCAGCCACUUCCAAGCUCAAAGCAGGUGGUCUCGGCAGACUUGUUGAGAUUGACGAAGGCGCGAGGUGCCAAGUAUGACUCCGUUGACAUGCCAAUGGACGGCUCAACAGGCUCGAGUGGCUCCGCAGACGGAAGGCUGUGGCUAGAGGUGGUUGAACAGCUGCAGCAAAUGUGCCGGAGCAUCGUCUCUUCCCACGACUUUCAUGUGCACUUGUUGAAGUCGCAGAACAAUAUGACGGCCAAGAUGCGCGACUUCACACUCUCCCUUGGAGACAGAAUGCAGAACCUCUCCAUCAACAUGAAAUCACAGACGGCCGGCCUGGCACAGCGACUCGACGCUCUGGCACAAAGCGUGUCCUCAUUGGAAACCAACUAUGCUUGGCCUCGAGCUGGCAGUGGCCCUGUGGGAGCAGCGCCGCGGGCUGGGCCCGGGAGGCGAUGA
Molecule: messenger RNA, 831 nt
Organism: Symbiodinium sp. CCMP2592
Lineage: Eukaryota; Dinophyceae; Suessiales; Symbiodiniaceae
Source: the annotation of a GenBank genome assembly